Molecule: messenger RNA, 1852 nt
Organism: Exophiala viscosa
Lineage: Eukaryota; Fungi; Ascomycota; Eurotiomycetes; Chaetothyriales; Herpotrichiellaceae
Product: major facilitator superfamily domain-containing protein
Exons: 1
Coding region: 82-1806 (574 amino acids)
Biological process (GO): transmembrane transport
Cellular component (GO): plasma membrane
Molecular function (GO): transmembrane transporter activity
Source: RefSeq, a predicted model, not a curated record
AAAUACGCAAGACACUGCCGACCUUGAGCUGAUUUGCAAGUUCCUCUUACCACGGUCCCACAUGCCCUGGUUCUCUCCAACAUGCCCUCAGCAGCCGCCCUGCGCCAACGCGCCGCGGAAUCAGGUCUCCACGAUCAAACAAAUCUGCUUCGGAAGAAACAACUCUUCAUCGUUUUUUCGUCCCUGGCCUCGGCGCUGUUCAUCUGCUAUGCUGACCAAAAUGGCAUUGGAACCAUUCUCCCCACAGUCGCGCGAGAUUUCAAGGCCCUAGAUACAAUCUCAUGGGCAGGUACAUCCUCCCUCAUCGCCAACACUGUCACGCAAGUCAUGUAUGCGCGCAUCUCAGACAUCUACGGACGGAAACCGGUGUUCCUUUUCUCAGUAGGCAUGCUAGUGUUGGCAGACAUCCUCUGCGGAGUUGCGCCGGAUGCGCCCAGCUUUUACGUGUUCCGUGCACUGGGUGGCAUUGCGGGUGCUGGUAUCAAUUCCUUGACUAUGAUGAUCGUCUCUGACAUCGUGACGCUCGAAGAGCGAGGAAGAUGGCAAGGUUUCUUGGGUGCUGGCAUUGGAGGUGGCAAUGCGGUGGGACCGCUGCUUUCUGCUGCUUUUGCGUUGCAUCAGACGUGGCGCGCCUUUUUUUGGUUUCUUGCCCCUUGUGGUGCCAUUGCAGGUGCCAUUGGAUGGUUCUAUCUUCCCUCAACGAUGCCGAAGGGGAACGCGAAACACCAAUUCAAGCUCAUUGACUGGGCUGGAAUCAUCACUGCCACCAUUGCUAUUGUGCUGAUCUUGAUUCCGCUUUCUGGCGGUGGCUCAUACUUCGAUUGGUCUUCGCCGAUGGUCAUUUCAAUGUUUGUCAUCGGUGGUCUGUCCUUUUUGGCCUUCCUUUUCGUCGAAUGGAAGAUAGCAACCCUACCCAUGAUGCCGCUAAACAUGUAUACCAACGCACCUGUCGCAGCAGUCUUGGCGCAAAAUUUCUUCUUUGGAAUGGUCUACUACUCGAAUCUGUACUACAUUCCACUGUAUAUCCAAAAUGUCCGAGGUUGGGAUCCGAUUAUUUCGGGCGCUUUCCUCGUCGCAAUCAACGCUCCACAGUCGAUUGUCAGUACGUUAUCUGGUAUUUUCAUCUCCCGCUACAAGCGUUAUGGAAUCGUGAUAUGGACGGGGUUCAUCAUUUGGACACUCGGGGCUGGACUAAUCUGCAGCUUCACGCGAACAAUGCAUCCUGCUGCUAUUGCUGUCAUACUCUCAAUCUCUGGUAUUGGAGCUGGCUGCAUUUUCCAACCGGUUCUGAUAGCCUUGCAAGCACACUGCUCAAAAGCGCAACGGGCAGCUGUCAUAUCCAACCGCAAUUUCCUACGCAGUUCGGGAGGUGCAGUUGGACUCUCUAUCUCAGCACAAGUCUUGCAAAGCUCACUUCGCAAUAAUUUGCCACCUCGACUUGCUAGCCUGGCGCAUGACACCUACGCCUUUCCGAUUUUAGAUUCUGCGGAUGAAGACGCGGUGAGAAACGCAUAUAUGGCUGCUAUUCGGACUGUUUUCAUUGUUUCAGCGCCAAUGAUGGGCCUUUGUCUUGUGCUUUGUCUGUUUAUCAAAGAUCGUGGGCUGCAGCGACCGGAGGAGCGGGAGCAGGCGAAGACUGCAGAAGCGGCAGCGGCCAACGAAGAGAAACAGGAGUUGCAAGAGAAGCAACAGCCGCAGCAGGAUCCUUCGAACGACGGAGAGACCAUCGAGUCGACACCCGCAGCAGGCGUAGAUAACAAGAUCGCAGACACGAGACCGAAUGUGUCAGCACUGAGCUCCCAAUAGCCAAAUGUAGAAAUACAUAUGGAAAUAUAGACCGAAACGUAUAUGA